Ostrea edulis (European flat oyster) is the source of this 3908-nucleotide messenger RNA. Its product is annotated as alpha-latroinsectotoxin-Lt1a-like. The coding region runs from base 103 to 2121 and encodes 672 amino acids. Gene Ontology annotation, molecular function: protein binding. Lineage: Eukaryota; Metazoa; Mollusca; Bivalvia; Ostreida; Ostreidae. The record is from RefSeq and is a predicted model, not a curated record. The transcript is spliced from 9 exons.
ACUUCGGGAAUUCAUAGUUCGAUAACGAAACUGGAAAAAGGUUUGUUUUCAUAUUUUUACUUCAAAUAUAUCCAUAUAUGUGGUAAUUUUUCUUUCGUAGAGAUGACACCUCGGAUUUACCAGGAAGGCGGUGUGAUUCUCGUUAUCUGCCUCGGACUCGUUUUGUCAUCUGCUGAAACAUAUGCAUACGAAUAUUCUUUUGAGGUACACCAAGUAUCAAACUGUCCAGUGAGCGAGGAGGCGUGGGAAAAGGCGUCUAUCCGGUUAAACUGCACUCAAAAACAUGGAUAUCACUGCGUUCCCGAUGAAUAUUUCACUUCAUUAGUGGAAUUCUGUUAUUCAGAUGGAGACCGGUUGCCUUCUGAAAAAGGACAUUGUCUAGAAUUAGCAGAAGAUGGUAUCUUAAACCAAGUUCCCUGCAACACCUUCGACAGUGGAUGCCCUGAACAGUUUUAUUUCAGCAAUGAAAUAUACAAAUAUCCAAAGUGCUUGUCGAUCAACACGAAUUUCAAAUGCUUUGAUGCAGAUGUUCCAUGCAUAUUAUCAAAAAAUGCUGAAAGCACUACGAACAACAUCGUUCACAACACUAGCUCCCAAAGUAGCAUAACACUAGUGAACAGAAUAGAGAACCACUACCCAGACUACUUUGGAUCGUUUGUUGUCAUCUCCACCCUGUUUGUCGUUGAGAACAUUGCACUGUUUGGAUUUGCAUUUGUUAUGUACAAAUAUUACAUCAGGCGGAAAUAUCCCAAACAUGAUGAUGGUUAUUUAGCAGAGUCUACACCUUUAAAUGAUAUAGGUUCUACUUAUGAUGCUCUUGAGUCUUCAUCAAAAGAAGAUUUACCUGAUUUACUCAAAGGAGAAGAUCCUAACUUUGUGUGCCUGAGAGACAUCUGUAGAGAAGGAAAAGAGGUCGAGUUUCAUUCUAUGACAAAUUCAAAAUCGUUCGAUAAAGAUUUACUGAACAAGACAGAUACCAUGGGAUGGACUCUUCUUCAUCAUGCAGCUUACGGAGGAAAGAUGAUGAUUUUUCAACAACUUAUGAGUUAUAAAAUCAUAGACUUGCGUGCAACCGACAUCAUAGGUAGGACAGUGCUUCACAUUUCUACCGCUGCUAAAAAGGGGGAAGAAAAUGGAGAAAUAUUUAAGGCAAUCGUAGAAAAAGAGAAAGCUCUUUUAGAGGUAGAAGAUAAAAACGGAUUGAUGCCAUUUUGUUAUGCAGCUCUUGCUGGAAAUAAAUCAAUUCUGGAGCAGAUAUCUAUGUAUGGCUUUGAUAUAAGAAGGCAAACAAAAUAUGGAGAAACUGUUGCACAUUUAGCAUGUAUAGGAAACAGCUCGGAUGUUCUCCAGAUGUUAUCUAAAAUGGAUGAGAAAGGUAAACAAGAGUCUUUAAGAACGACAAAAGACGCACAGAGGAUAAUAUCAACAAAAAACAAGAUGGAUUGGAAUCCGGUGCAAUAUGCUGCAAAGACUGGAAAUAAAAAGAUUUUGCAAUUCUUAGAUGAAGAAAAGGUGCUUGUGUUCUAUUCCACCGGGGAUUUGAAAUAUUCCUUUCAUACAGCAUGCGAAAAUGGAAAUCUAGAAGCUUGCAAAUACAUAGCAGAACAUAGUAAACAAAGCCUACAUGCUCAUGAUAAGUCAGGGAGGCAUGCUGGUCAUUUUGCAUCUAAAAGUGGAAAUGUUGAAAUAUUGAAAUAUCUCGAAACUCAAGGCUUGAAAGCUGAUGGAUUGUCAGCCCAGAACAUUAAUAUUCUUCACAUAGCUUGUCGCCACGGGAGACUUGAUAUGUGCAAAUACAUAGCAGAAAGAUAUCCAGAAUUAGUUACACAAGAAAGUAAAAAAGGAUGGAACCCAGCCCUAUUUAUUGGUGAAAGAGGAGGAGCUGAUGAAGAAAGAAUAAACAUUUUAACACAUUUAGUGACAAAACACGAUUUAUUUGUAUAUCAUGUUUCCAGAGCCGGAAAGUCCAUUCUGUUCAACGCCUGCGCUAAUAGAUCCUACACACUAUGUGAGCAUCUUUUAAAAACUUAUCCAGGUCUUUUAACAAUCGAAAGAUCAAUGGAUCCAAAACGAGGAGCCAAAGAUAAAAAGAUAAAUGAACUGAUAAACAAAUAUUCAUAAAUUUUCUCCCCAAAUUCUGGUUAGCAGUUUGGUAGUGUUUAAAAUGGGUGUUGUCUGAUGAGGAUAGAUAUCAAAAUGCUUUUCCUUUCAAUGGUGUUUUGCAGUAUCUUCCAAGGUCAGCUUUGGACAAUUUGUGCUUGUCCAAAUAACAAAUUCUUGGGUUGCAUUGCAGUAAUCUUGAUAUCUAAUAUGUUCACGGUGUUCCUUGUUCUACUCACUUUUCUCAUGCUCUUUUAUUCAUACUUGAACUACUUCAUCUAAAACAGCAAUUUUCCGCCUUUUGAUGAAAUGUUUUGGCUUAUUUAAUUCGCACUCCAGGCCUGGAGGUUAUAAAACCUUUACCGUAGUGAUACUCAUACUCAGCCAUCUUUAUUUUAAGUACAACUAUGACUAUGUUCAAAGCAUACUCGAAAUAUCUUGAGCAUAAACUUCAUUUGAGUAUGAGAAUAAUUUUGUAAAAGUUUAAAAACCUGCACUUAUGCAUAUGAUUUAGCGUACACAGUUUGAAUAUGAAAACGUGCUCAAAAAGUUUUAUAAGCUCUAGGCCAGGCUUUGACGGCUGUAUUAAAAUUCAUUCAUUAAUCCACCAGCUUGUUCAAAAAUUGUGAAAGUUAAAACAUGUGAUAACAUUUUCACGAUUCAAUAUGAUAGCUAUUUCAUGAUUCAAUAGCACAUAACAUUUGCGAUAGGGAAAAGAAGAGAAAGUAGACAUAGGUUAAUUUGACUCAAGUAUCCAAAACAAUCAAAUAUUACUGGUAAGAAAUCAUAAUUCAUUUAUUUAGAAUUAGAUGAAUAAAUUUCCAGAAAUGCCUACUUUUCCAUCAAGUAAAACGUUCUUUUUCAUAUAUGUAUGUACAGCAAUAUUUGUUUCAAGAAAUACUGUACGUGAAAACAAAAUCAGAAUCGUGUUUUUGUCAAUUUCGCGCCCUUUAGUGUAAACUACAACGCCAUUAAAAAGCAAUUCUUUCAGUAUUUGAUUAAAAUAAAGUGUACAAAUUCCUACUUUUCCAUCAAGUAAAAGGUUCUUUUCCAAAUACAUAUAUGUAUGUACAGCGAAAUUUGUUUCAAGAAAUACUGUACGUGGAAACAAAAUCAGAAUCGUGUUUUGUCAAUUUCGCACCUAAUAGUGUAAACGACAACGCCAAAAACAAGCAAUUCUUUCAGUAUUUGAUUAAAGUAAAGUGUAAUCCAGUUUUUUAAUUUGGGACUUUUGAUUGUCAUAUGAUUGUUCAGACUCAAUACUGUUCAUAAAACUUUUAAAUCUUUAACCGUAUAGAAUAUUUGUAUGCAUCCAGAUUGACUGAAAAUGGUUUGUUGCGACUGAUCACGGUUGACAUAGAUGGGUUAAGGCCAGUUUAUAACAUAUAAUGAAAGAUUUUCGGUAAAGGAAUUAUACAUGUAGCCCCCUUCGUCAAUCUGAACUUGUUUUGUUGUAAUCAAACUGCCUUAGUUUUGUGAUCUAGCACCACAUCGCCACCAGAUCGGGAUGGUGGUAUGUUCUUGUUUGUUGUUGUUGUUUUAUUAUUAUUUUGACUUUGUUUUUCGUUAACUUUAAUUUAUGCCCCGAUGCAGCAUAUGUAGAUCCUUAUUGCUCAAGGGUUAUUGUUGAUUUGCUGAACUACGGACAAACUUUAGAACUUUAGAGAUAAUGAAACAUCUCCGACUCAUCAUUAGGAGCUGUUGUCGUAACAUUAUACGAUCAAUCAUUGUUUGUCUUAUGUUAUAUGUACGAUUUGAGAAUCCUGUGAUUUUUGUAAGAUAUUUACGAAUAUAUGAUUUAUCUAUUA